Messenger RNA from Pocillopora damicornis (cauliflower coral), 3012 nucleotides. Its product is annotated as adenosine receptor A2b-like. Gene Ontology annotation, cellular component: membrane. Gene Ontology annotation, molecular function: G protein-coupled receptor activity. Gene Ontology annotation, biological process: G protein-coupled receptor signaling pathway. Lineage: Eukaryota; Metazoa; Cnidaria; Anthozoa; Scleractinia; Pocilloporidae. The record is from RefSeq and is a predicted model, not a curated record.
ACUUGUGAUGCACAGGCACAAGACUGUGUGGGAAUAACAUGAAAAGAUCAUUUUGGAAAUGGUUAGAAGUAACGUUAAUUGAUCGCUUAGCUACACAGAAAGAUUAUCUCAGUACUUAAGUCAAUCAGUCCCUCAAGAUUUCAUCGUAGUAUUACUGUUAAUCUAGCGGAGAAAAAGUAUCUCUCAAUUUUCCAAAAACAUUGAAGAAAUUUGUAAUUCCUUUUACUGUGUUCAAAAUUGAUGCAAAUAUUUUAACAUUUGUUUUUAAAAAAACUGAUGGAAGCAGGUCAAGAAAUUUCAUGUUUUGCAUUACGCCCUAAGCAUAAUCUGCAUACACCUGUUUUGUUUUGUUUUUCACCUUAAUAUACCGAUAGCUAGGGUGCAUGAAAAACACACAGUUAUUUGUGCAUAGUUAAUAAUCUCAUUGAUGCUAUAGAUGAAUUAAAAAAGUGACAGCGUCGUUAAGUGAAAAGUAUAAUUAAUAACAGCGAAAAUUUUUAGUUCAUCUACCUGGAGACUUUUUAUUACUCCUGUCUCGUUUUUGGCAGAUUAUUUGAUAAAGCAGGAUAGUGCAACAUAAUUUGUUUUUGUCAUUUUCUCUUCUGAAACAACCUCAUCGUUAUUAGGAGUGAAACAAAAACCUCUCUUUGUUUUUUUUUGGUAGUUUUUAUCCAACAUAGUCACAAAAGUGAAUUUCUGAAGAAUCUUCGAAAGCUAUUUUCGAGACUGAUGUUUUCAAAUUACAAUGAAGUCAAUCGCGAUUUCAAGCUGAGAUCCAUUUAAAUUAAAAGAGCAGACCUCUGGAAAAUGAAACGGAAGUUAAGCGCAAGCAAUUAUCUUGUAAGUAAUUUUGCAGCGCGUCAAAUUCAUUGAUGAUCUCAUAGAAUUGUAGAUUGAAAUAAAAAUUUCUACAGAUUUGUUUACUAAGAAACUGAAACCCAUGUUGAAAAAUGAAAAGCUAGCAGGGAAAGAGUAGUAUUACAAAAAUUUUCAUGCCUUCGAAAAUAAUGUAAGAUCAUGAAGAAUCCACUUUGUGACGAGCUCAUGCUUCUUCAGCCAACGAGAAUCGAUGCACAAGACUUGUAUUCAUGUUACAUUGCCAACUGUACUUUAAACGCUUUACUUAUCAUCACAGCCAUCAUAUUUAAUAGCGUCCUAAUCCAAGCACUAAGAAGGACUUCUUCUUUGUCAAAACCUCUGAGGACGUUUCUUUUCAGCCUGGCUGUCUCGGACCUCGGGGUUGGUUUAGUGGCACAACCUUUAUAUCUUCUUUUGCUCGUCAGAUGGCUACAGAAGAACACUGAAUACCAUCCGAGUUGUGCCUUGUAUACCGCGUAUGCGCUUAUAGGCAUUUUAUUUUCUGUGUCUUCAUUUUUCGGCCUCAUGGCUCUGAGUGCAGACAGAUUUCUGGCCAUUCAUCUUCAUCUCAGGUACAGGAAGUGUGUAACUCGCAAGCGUGUUGUCUUUGGAGUGGUAGCCUUGUGGGUUUUGAGUAUAAUUCUCUCGCUGUUCAUGCUGUGGGUGUCGCCGAAUGUUGCCACCGUAGUUCACACCACUGUCUGCAUUGCUUGUCUGUCGGUCUCAACAGUGUUUUAUUCCAAAAUUUACCUAACUGUACGAUGCCACAAAAAUCAAAUCCAAGUUCUACAGGUACAAAAACAAGAACAGGAUGUAGAAGCAACGGCCACAGAUCUAAUUAGUCGCAGAAAGUCAGCGAUAGGCACAUUCUACGUUUAUCUGAUGUUUUUUAUUUGCUACGUGCCUCUAGCAUGUAACUUUGCAGUCACGCUCGCAUUUGACUCAAGCAGCGCCAUAAAAAUAUCUACAAUUUCUUCAUGGACUCUGGUAUUCUUCAAUUCGUCUUUGAACCCCGUUAUUUACUGCUGGAAGAUGAGGCACCUUAGACAUGCAAUUAUUAACAUGCUCCGAAAUUUUAUUCCAAACCACGGAAGACGGGAGAUGCGCAUCCCAGUAAGACAGCGCGUAUGCAUAACGGAGUGACUUUUUCCAGCAAUGUUAAAAGUCAGCGAUAUUUGUUGACACACUUCAUUGUGAAAGAAAAAGAGGGAUUGCACAUAUUUAAGUUUAAGUUAAAAUAUUAUUUAAACCAUAUUUUUUCGUGUAACAUUUUCGUCGCUUUACCUGGGAAUAUCUCCCAAAUUAACCGGGUCGAUGGAUAUCGACGAACCUGCGUGUCAUAGGAAAAUAAUUGUGUAAUUUUUGAUCAGGGCGUUUUUCCAAUCCACUAAGAACAGAAACGAGAUCGAACACUUUAAAAAAUUACGUAAAGUUACUUACUAGAGUGAGUAGAGCUGAGAAAGAGCCUUUUAAAAAUUACAGUAAACUAUGGCAGCUUGUUUAAUGAUCCUACUCGAAAAUUACAAAUUAGUCAUAAUCUCGUUCGAUACAUCUCGCUGCUCGCACGCACGCAUUCAGUAGGACCGCCACGGCUGCCUGUUCGAUUAACAGUAGUAAAAAAUGUAUGCUGUUUUAUUAACUCCACUGUAAGUAUAAGUAAGUCAGUUGACAGUAGGAACAUCAAUCAUCCAAUAUAGUCAGCAGCGAAGGAAGUAACUGAUACAUUACUUGACAAAUAAUACUAUAGGGUUGUUGAGUAAUAUCAACUGAGUUGAUGACGUAAAUUGGCCACGUUCGCGUUCGCCCUUGCGAUGACGAAGGACUAACGCUCGAAACAUCAGCUUUGAAACUCUUUACGGUGACCAAUUUACGUUAUCAACUCAGUUAACAAUACUAAAUUGCUCUGUUUUACUCUUCCACCAACGAAGCACCACAGUUUCUUUGGAAACUUGCCCCCUUCAGAUACUAUUUUACUCUGAUUUAGAUUUAAAGCUAAAUUUUGCAGGUGUUAAACAUUAUCUAGUGGGCAAAGAUAUGAGCUUGAAAAUUUUUUUCUGUCGAUGCACAAACUUUUGGUUCUUAUCUGUAAGGUACUGCUGCUGUACACAACACUCGAGAGGUGAAGCUCUCAGUGUCUGUCAAUAAAAAUAUAUA